GUGUCAUUCCCGAGUAAUUUCAGUGUUUCCCGCCAUUUCUAACGUGGGACGGCGCAGUUCUUCGAUCUUCGGUCACUAUCGCCCGCGAAUGUAUCCCGACAUCUCAAACCCUCACCCUGCAUCAGCUGCAAUUCUCAAUCGGAUCCCAAGUCUGUCUAUUCUCGAAUCCUCUUUGUGUUUGAACCGUCGUCCCGGUAAUCCGUCCUAGGGCUUCAAUGCCUAAACACUCUCCAUUUUGCUCCAAAACCCUAAUCUUCUCCUAUACAAGGUUUUCCACUCGCCAUUGAAGAAGAUGUCCGCGCUGAACUGGAGACAUCACACCCUUAUUCAAUCUUCCCUUUCUCGGGGCCCGCUCAAGGAGCAGGACUUCCACAGAAUCUUCGAAGGACUCACCGGAAAAAGCCCAGGUACUCAUCAACAGCUAUUCAGUGAUUAUCUUUUUAAGAUAAACAAGGAGCUUGCCUAUCUUCAGUUUGAGUUGCGGGGUUGCAGAAACCAGUAUGAUGGAAAAAUUUAUUAUGGUGUGGUCAAUAAUGUUGCUGAUGAACAGUCCAAGCUUGGAACAAAAUAUACAGUUCCUCAGAUAACCUUCUACAGGAGCGUUAUAGAAGCCAUUGCACAUGAUGUCACGGCUCAGGGUAGCAUAUCCAGUAUUGAUGCUCUUAAUAUACGAUUAGAAAAUCAGGUUCUGUCCGGGAUGUCGUCACAAUCUCAGGGUGGCCCAGUUGAUGUUCCUCCAGCAUUAAAAAAUUUUUCAGUAUCUCAGAAAGAAAAAACUCUUGAUGAACUUGUGCGAGACUGUUGGCUUUGCUCCACUCCUGAUGGUAACAUUGGACUUGGUGUCAGAUCCUUCCUUGAUCUGCGAAGUUGGUUUCAUAAUAAUGAUGUUCCUUCAUGUGACGUUUGCAAUGAGGCUGGAGUGAAGGCAGAGUUGUGCCAAAAUGAAGGCUGUAUGGUACGGAUCCAUCAAUACUGUCUCAAGAAGAAAUUUUCUAGAAGGGGUGACAGAGUGUGCCCGGGUUGUGGCACUCAAUGGAAUUAUCCUGUAUCCAAAGCAGAAGCCUUAGAGGAGGAUGAUCAAAACGAGCCAACUCAGAGCCAGCUCCUGCCAAGACUCGCCAGGAAAAAGAAGCUUAGAACCUGCAAAACUGAGAAUGUGGCAGCUGGGGUAUCUGGUUCCUCUCAGACUUCUGUACCUCUCGCUGAGUCGAGUAGAACAACUCGAAGUUCUGCCCGCUUAAGAUAGAUCAUAGAUGUAUUAUCAUAUGCAGUGUGCUAUGUAUUUUGCUUCCAUCUUCCAUUCUUAUGGUAUAUCAGGGAGGAACCCUUAUAUGGUCCCAUAAUGGAAUGCUGUACAAUACGGUUAGCACUUUUUGGCUGCUCUAUGGUAAUCAAAUUUGCCAGUAUAGUAUUGUAGUGAAUAUAUUCUUGUGCUAUAAUUCCUAAUUAUUUUUAGGAAUAACAAUAAUUGUUAUUAUAUUAUUAUUUGAGUGAGAUAA
Molecule: messenger RNA, 1499 nt
Organism: Malania oleifera
Lineage: Eukaryota; Viridiplantae; Streptophyta; Magnoliopsida; Santalales; Ximeniaceae
Exons: 6
Coding region: 293-1246 (317 amino acids)
Biological process (GO): double-strand break repair via homologous recombination; DNA damage tolerance
Cellular component (GO): nucleus; Smc5-Smc6 complex
Molecular function (GO): ubiquitin-protein transferase activity
Source: RefSeq, a predicted model, not a curated record